CCUCGGGGCUGUCUGCUUGUAGUUGCGGCUAUCUGCAUGAGCGCCACUGCCCCGCCGGCCCGUGAUGUGAUGGCGAGGAAACCCCGUUGACAAGGCACUGCUUUUUCAUGACGGAAAUCUGGGGGGUUAAAUGACCGACUCCAUGGUCCCCACCAGAAACCAGUCUAUUCUUGCCUCUUCCUAGGUGUCAUGGACGAUGAAGAUGCUCGCUGUCUUCUCGAUAUUAUAGGGGAUGUGCAGGCUCUGAAUGACUAUCUUCAUGGCUCCAACAGCAAAUCGAUCAAUGAAGAUGACGUGACAAACACAACCAUUGGCUCUGCCAACUCUUUCUUUAUCAGCAAUUCCGGAGAUGGUGGCUCCACCCUGAAGGAUGGUGGUGGCUCCCUUCCCAGCGUGGGCGUGCCUGACGGGGCAGGGCUUCAGCUCCCCAACAACCUGCGGUUCAUGGAGGAGGAGCUGGGCGAAGCUUUGCCCUCAGGGGCGGAGCUGGGGGAGGAGCAGCCCUUCGACAUCCUCCAGAAAUCCCUGCAGGAGGCCGACAUCACCGAGCAGACCCUGGCCCAGGAGGCCCUGUUGGAGUCCCCGCCCGCGCCGGCCCCCUUCGCCCAGCAGCUGGUCUCUGGGGGAUUCGGGGGUGCGAUCGGGGCGGGGCCGUCCCCUCUGCCUUUCUCCGGGGCCCAGUCUCAGGGCGUGCUCCAGCAGGUCUCCCAGCAGCCCCUGCACAACGGGACCGCGGGGCACAUCCAGGUGCUGGGAGCGUUUGGAGGUGCACCUUCGGUGAUGCCCAUCAACAGCCUGGAGCGACCCCAGAUCGUCCUGCGGCCCGGGGGCGGGGGAGGAGGAGGGGCACAGGGCGGCAUGUUCGCCCCCCCGGUCACAGGGCAAGUCGGCGUCCCUUUCAAGGCCAGCGGGACGUCCAUCCCCCUCCAAAACAUCAUCAUCCAGCAGGGGGGGCCCUCACCCCAGGCACUUAUCAGGCCCAUCCAGCCCAAACCGCUCCAGGUGGGCGGGCAGACUGUGUACAACAUCAGCGGCCUGGGCCUCCAGGCCCCGCCCGCUGCCACGCCCCCUCAGCCUGGGGGCUCGUCUCAGCCGCCCCAACCGCAGAUGAAGGUGGUCAACCACUCGGGCAACAUCAUGAUCCAGUCUCCCCUGGGGCAGCAACAGCAGCAGCCACCGCCCAGUCAGUUCCUUUUGCCUGCCUCCUUAUCACUCACCCCCACCACCUCCGCCCAAGGCCUGCAGGCCCUCAACGGGCAGAUCCUCCAAACCUCCGACCGCACCUCCACCAGCACCACCUACUCCAUUCUGACCAAUCACAGUGCCGCCGUGCAGCUUGUCGCCGGGCAGAGUUUCGCGGGCCAGCUCAUCGUCAACCAGGGCGUGGUGCCAGGAGGCGCCGGACAGGCAGCCCAGGUUUCCUGGGCGACGGCGGGUGGGGCUAAAGUGUGGGCUGGUCUCCCCGGCAACGUCCCGCCCGGUGCGGCCGUACAGAACCGCUUCACCCUGGUGAGCUCCACGGGGCCUCAGAUGGUGGAGGGCGGGGCCCCGGGGCCCCAGGGGCAACAGCAGGUCUCUGUCAGUCUGGGGCAGAGUGUCCUGGUACCCCUCACGCAAGCCCCCGUCCCGGCCGGACACGCCGUGUCAGAGACUUACACUUUCUCCAGCAGCCAGGACUUCUCAUCAGUGACCCCCCAGUUUAUCAGCCUACCAGGGAACAAAGUUUUGAAAACAGUGAUGCCCCUCAACCAGGUCGACUCCACCAACACAACAAAUGCCCAGCUCAGCUCACAGAAGAGACCCGCCCCUCAACAGCUCACCAAAGGAAUCAUGGUUCUCCAACAGCUGAGGCGGGACCAGGCCAAGGUUCUGGCAGCAGACAGACUGCCCUUCUCUUCCUUUGAAGACGCUGCUCACCAACUUCUGCCCUACCAUGUGUACCAGGGUGGUCUGCCUACCAACGAGGACUUCAAAAACGUGGAUGAAGAGUUUGAGAUGGCGGCCACACAUGUGCUAAAGCGAACACAAUCAAUGCUGAAUAAGUACCGGCGCCUCCUGCUGGUGGAUGCUGAGCGAACCAGUCCAUCGUCGGAGAUGGUGAUGAUUGACAGGACCUUCAAUCAGGAAGAGCGGAGCGACCUGACCCGGGACAAACGGCUGGCGCUGGUGGACCCGGAUGGCUUCCUGGAGGAUUUCUGCUGUCUGGUCAAGCCUGAGUGUGUGAGCUCUGCAGGGCUGGAGACAUGCCCCGUGGGGGUAAAUGAACUGCAGCCGACAUCCCCUUGCCUCCCAAGGAUGGGGCAUCACCACGGCGACCUGAAGGACACGGGGACUAGGCAGGCAGACCAGAAGGACCCUGCCCACAGGACAGAGCAGCAGCCCGGGUGCAAGGACCCGGGGUGGGAGGGGCCGGAAGUGUCCCUCAGCGAGCACUUGGAGACAGCCAUUAAGAGCAUCCUGGACCUCAAGAAGACCCGAAGGCGCAGCUACGUCGGCCAAGUGCCCCCGGCGACGCCGUCGUCCACACAACACCACGCCCCUCUGCCGCCUCAGGGGCGGGGCUCAGAGAAGCCCCUCCCCUCAGAGCACAGCCAGGCUCCAAUGGCCACCCACACGGAUUCGGUGCUGGAGGCCGCUGUAAAUAGCAUAUUAGAAUGUUAAACAGUGCCACACUCGUAAUUUGUGUUUGUACCCCUCCCCCAACACCGCCAACUGUGCUUUCCCCAGCCUGGUAGAGAGUGAAAGAGAAUAGGACAGAGGACAGAGGACAGGGUUAGGGCAUACCCCCCAACCUUCCUCCAUUUUGUGUCUCUUAUUGUCCAGCUGCCUCUGUCUCAGUCGGGUUUCUGCCUGUUGCCGGACAGAGUUGGCAUAGUCCGGCUUGUCUCCUGGUCAAGCCGUUUACAUGAAGACAUAUCAUCUAGCCCGGUCUAGUGUCCGAGCCUCGUGUUUGGUGCGUGAAUGCGAGCAAAAUACGCGUUUACAUUGGUUGUAGCGCAAUGGUGUGUAUGAUUUGUAGGGUGUGUCAGGUAUGUAAGCUGGGUUACGAGUGUGGGGUGUCUCUCACCUGACUACAGAAAUUCUCACGUCUAUUUCAACAGUUGUCUGUCUACAAGAUUGUCUGUUACAGUUGAAGCAAUUGCCCUGACCAGUUAAGAUACAUCGGGGAAAGUCUAUUUUCAUAAUCAUUUUUUGUUUUUUAAAUGUUUUCAUUUUGUUGCUAUAUUAGUAUUUUGUACCUAACAGGUAUGUGACUACACACUUCACAGGAGUGGAUUUUUAAGGUCAGUUUAAGGCCUCAGAUUGAGGCAUUUAUGUUAUUGUAUGAUUUUAUAUAUAUUUUUUACAUUUAAUUUUUGAUAAAUUAAAUAUUAUAGCAUUCUAUUUUGCGGGCAGCACUUUGCUGUUGUGGUGGAACCUUGGAAGCGGUCCUCUGCUGCAGGGAACUCAUUUCAAUGGCGCACGUGAAGUUUGUGCCUGUUUGAGUGACACACAGGAAGUAAACACUAACCAAAUGGUUGCUGAAACUGCAGUGUUCAGUUUGAUAGAUCUAAAGAAUAUUAAUGAAGGUUCGUUUAUAAGGGUGAUAGCAGUGCUGAAGGAUACUGCAUCAUUGGGCAUCUCUCUGCUGAAAAUCUAUAAACAGUAAUACAGCACUAGGUGUUCCUGUUGCCAGUCAGAACCUCCUAGAGGUAGUUGGUUGUGAAGGUAGAUGCAGGAGCUGCCCAACUAGUUACUAUAGAGAAUCUGUGCUGACAUACAGGAAGAACUCCCUGUGGUCUGCUUUCUAUGGGAUCAGUUUCUAUAUUGAGCUGGUGUGACUUCCCUUCACAUGGGUGCUGUAAGGGGUGGGAGAUUGGUGUUGCCUGAAUUUCACAUGCGGACCCUCCUGAAAAAAACAGCUAGGUUUUGAAACAGCUGGUUGAGCUCCCAAGUCAACAUGGUUUAGAUGAUUGACCACUUCACAUGAGCUCCCAGCUUGACUUGACAAGCUAUGUUUUGAAGCAGCUGGUAGUUUUUUGAACAGCUACCAGCUCAGACAAGCUACCAGCACUAACUGGCUGACCAGCUCAUACCCAGCUAGAUCAGCUUUUUGACUAGCUUGGCCAUGCUGGUAGACCAGCUUAUACCCAGCUAGAAUAACCUAUGACCAGCUUCACCAGCUCAACUAUCAAGCUGGUCAAGCUAGCACAGCUGGAUUUUACAGCAGGGGAGCUAUCCAGUAUUAUCAAUGACUCCUUAAUUUCAAACACUCAUAUUGUUUUUGCAAUAGUAAGCAGUGAUCGAAGCUUUGGCCGUUAUGGGGUUUGUGAAGCCUUAGUCACUUAUGGUUCUGAACCCUGGCCAUCUGUAGUUGUGUGACCCUCCAGUCACUGUGGGGCUGCACCCUUACACCUGUGAUGUACCUGGAACUUUUAGUUGUGUUGAAUUAACAGGGCUUUCUCAAGAGUCAAGUUGUGUUAUUUCAAUGUGGUUUCUGCCUUGACAAAAUAACUGUGCCACUGGUUGGUCAUAGUUGCAGAGUGCUAUGGGGGGACCCUGAAGGCUUGGAAAUGGUGAAACAGUGGUGCAUUUGUAAAACCACCUUCAGAGCAGCGUCUGUAAGUGCUUACACAUCCAUGUCCUGACCAUUUAUCAAAAAAUAAUGUAUAGAAACAUAUCACAUGUAGUGUGGAUGUGUGUGUGUGUGUGUGCAUGCGUGAGUAUAUGAGUGCAUGUAUGCAUGUGUAUACAUCUGUCCUUUGCUCAUUUUGUGCGGUGCCUAUUUCUGACUCAAAUGUUUUCCUUAAAGAUACACUACAUGUCUAGUAUGUUCCAACAGUGCCCCCCCCCCCCACCCUAAAACAAAGUAAUAGGGGAGGGAAACAUGAGUGGUGAAACCAUGAAACCAGACGGCCUACAUUUCAAAGUGCUCAUUCGCCUUAGGAGAGAACAAGUAUGAACACACAACAUACACACUAUAGUUGUUUUGCUGCUUUUUGUUAAGAGUUUGGCCUUCUCAGUUUGCCUGUGGGGAUGAGAAUCUUACAGGAUGCUUCUCGUCACCUUCAUCAUCAUCAUCAAAAUUUUCAUGAUCCUCUAUGUUUGGCCUUCAUUUUGCUCUUACUUUCUAUGGAUGUGUUUGUACAUCAGUCUCCCUCAAACACUUAGUUUCAUUUUUUGUAUAAAUGUGGGGAAAAAAAGAAAAAUGUAAAACAACAUAUUUAUAAUUUUUUGUAAGAAAAAGAGAAAAUGCACAAAAAGCUGUCAAUUUUUAUGUUGGCUGUGAAGUUUUAAAUGAAGAUCUAUGUGUUUUUGAUUUAUUGUCACGUCCUUGGUUUCUUCAUCGUUUUGUGUGGAUGUUCAUUAUAAGAAAACACAAAGUAAACAAAUCAAAACAUUAAAUAGAUUUUCAAAUAUUA
Messenger RNA from Conger conger (European conger), 5402 nucleotides. RefSeq names its product BICRA like chromatin remodeling complex associated protein (gene bicral). The transcript is spliced from 13 exons. The record is from RefSeq and is a predicted model, not a curated record. Bases 190 to 2661 code for a protein of 823 amino acids. Gene Ontology annotation, biological process: positive regulation of DNA-templated transcription. Gene Ontology annotation, cellular component: SWI/SNF complex. Lineage: Eukaryota; Metazoa; Chordata; Actinopteri; Anguilliformes; Congridae.